Molecule: messenger RNA, 1721 nt
Organism: Bactrocera oleae (olive fruit fly)
Lineage: Eukaryota; Metazoa; Arthropoda; Insecta; Diptera; Tephritidae
Source: RefSeq, a predicted model, not a curated record
CUUAAACAUAUUUAUUUACAAGUGUGUGUGCGUUAAAGUGUGUUUGUAGAGCGUCUUGCGAGCUGAGCCACUGGGCGAUCGUACAAUGUUCACUCGACCCAGUGAGCUCAACUAGCAGUUCUGUUGUGAACGCUGUUGUGGUUAGUUGUGUUGCUUGUGGCACUCGCAAUAGCUCGCUAUACACAUACAUAUAGACAAGUGUAAAUUAAAUAUUUGAAAAACAUUUUAUUUUAUUUAUUUUUUGCUGGCGGUUUAAAGGUGCUACUGCUUAUUAUAAUUUUAUGCGUAUGUAUGUAUGUUUGGCAAAGUGCAGACGGUACACACACACAUACAUAUGUGACGCCAAGAAAGCAUUGCUCGCUGAGUUUGUCUCAUCAAACUUUACUUUGACGCGAUGCGUACCGGUCGGUAGCAGUUCACCGCAGUUGUCUCCGAAGAAAAGUGAAUGUUAUUGUUGUUGACGGCAAUUUUUGCAAACAAAAAUAUUUGAAUUUUUUGUUUGAAGACUAUUGUUGUUAUGUUGAGUGCUAACACGACAAGUGUUAAGUGAGCGUGUCUUUAACCGACAUUUAGUGGCCAAAAAUAAAUAUUUCAAAUAAUUGUGUAUAUAGUGCGAAUAAUUGGCAAAGGACGGUGAAAAUAAAAAACUCAAACAAAAAACAAUAAAAACUUUAAAUCGUGAAAGCUGUCUGAAAUUUUGUCAAAUAUUUACUUAACAGUUAACGACAAUCAACACAAGUUAUUCCAUUAUAUUUCGUGCGCAUUGCGGCAAAAAGUACGAGUGUGAAAAUUAUCUUCGAAAACAGGUAAAUAAACAAAACAAAGUAAGCGAGCAAUGAAGUAAAGUAGAGCAGAAAUUUAAAAGAAAAAAAUAAUAUAUAGUGAAAUAAAAUAAAAAGUGCAAAGAAAAAAUAAAUAAAAUAAAAAGAGCAAAAGUGCUGUCUUGUGUCUUCUAAUUUAUUACGAGAAUCUCUUCAACUAAAAAUGUCUGCGCCAAUUUGGCUGAACAACAAACACGCACACACAUUUUGCUGCGCAUGCGCCACUGCAUUGCUGACACUUUUGCUACUGAUUGACGGCGCAGAGAGUUAUGGCUUCGGCAGGUGUCCGAAAUAUCCAUCAAUGCCGAAAUUUAAUAUGAGCAGGGUACUUGGUCAAUGGUAUGAAGUGGAGCGUUCCUUUUAUCUGCCCGAAAUCGCAUCUGGCUGUACGCUACUGGAAUUUCAACCACUGCAUAAGGAAAAACUCUCAAAGUUUAAUAAUUUUGAACUCGAGGUGGCGAUCAAAACGAUAAAUAGAUUAACCGGCAAUCCGUCGGUGAAUCUGGGUUAUGCCACACCUGAGAAUCGAAAAUCCUCAAUUAUGGAUUUUAAGUUCAACACCCGCUUCCCUGAUGUAAUUGCUCGACUACUGCCUGGCUCUGGUAAAUAUCAAGUGCUCUACACGGACUAUGAGAAUUUUGCGAUUCUAUGGUCUUGUGGCAGUCUCGGCUCGAUCGGUUAUUCCGAUCAAAUUUGGGUCUUUGGACGCGAUCGCGAUUUUCCUGUAGAAGUGCGUACGAAAAUCUACGACGCCUUAAAGAAAUUGGGUCUCGAUCCGGAGCGAUUAGUGUUGAGUAAAAAUAAAAAUUGUCCACAAACAUUAUAGUUAACUUUGCCAUAAAAAUUCACACAAACGAAAUUAACUACUUAUAUUUAAAUAAUAAACAAAUAUGUAUAUAA